AUGCCCAUCCUCCGAUCUCUGCCCCAUGCCAGUCGUGAUGUCUCUAUGCCUCUCUGUGUCUCAAAUCUUUACACUGCCGUUAUGUUAUGCCUUAUGACUCUUUCGCAAGGCAUCUCCACAUCUGACAUGGAUUUUGGGGGCCGCACUGCCACGACGAACCGACAGAAGCUAAUCCAAUCUGGAGGGAAAUGUGGCCAAGACAAAAGCUUAAUCGUGAAUUGGGUUCAACCGGAGAGCCCAACAAGGAAGGAGGGAAUGGUUUCAUCGGUAGACAUGCUGCAGGGUUGUUUUCUCGGAAUAGGAUAG
Messenger RNA from Pochonia chlamydosporia 170, 306 nucleotides. RefSeq lists its product as hypothetical. Bases 1 to 306 code for a protein of 101 amino acids. The record is from RefSeq and is a predicted model, not a curated record. The transcript has a single exon. Lineage: Eukaryota; Fungi; Ascomycota; Sordariomycetes; Hypocreales; Clavicipitaceae.